Paramecium octaurelia is the source of this 2128-nucleotide messenger RNA. NCBI's taxonomy places the organism in Eukaryota, Ciliophora, Oligohymenophorea, Peniculida, Parameciidae. The record is from the annotation of a GenBank genome assembly.
AUGAAAUCACAGUGUUACUUACAUGGAUAUCCUCCUGAUUGUCAAUACUAAUUGCAGGAUCUCUAUAAUCUCAUACGAGAUGAUGAAGACUCGAUUACUCUUGAACGUAUUUUCAAAAUGCUUCGAGUAUGACAAUUUACAUAAUAUAAAAAAGACUUGGUAAUACGAAGUACCCUUCUCGAAUUUAUGUUUGCUUCUUCGAAAAGCCAAUUAAGCAUGUCAUUAGAAUGCAAAGAACUAUCUGAAUGAAGUUGCCUUUCAUUAGCUUUUGCAUAAUCCUGACAUACAAAAGUUGUUCAAGCCUAAGAAGGAUGAAAUCUAUUUUACUCCUCCAACAAUUGAAGGGUUAUUUAAACGCAUGGGUGAGCAAAUUGAACGGAAGAGACUUCAUGAAAAACUGAAACGGGAAGGCAUUUCAAAUAAAGAGAAAUUCAAUUUCAUGUUGUAGUUGUUGUAAGUGGGUUCUCCACGGAAAGACAAGGAAUGUUCAAUUACAAUGGAGAAGACAAGGAGUGUGCGUAAAGUUAUCGAUGAUGAUUAUAAUUUCAUUAAGGAGCAGAAGAAAAGCAAGAGGAAGGCUGAAAGCAUGUAAGAUCCAUAGAAUCCGCCAAAGUUUACCAAACUCCCUAAUACAUUUUUUCAUGCUCCAACAAGUCGUAUAAGAUAACUGCAUUAUCGCAUGAUGUAGCAAAUGGAGGAUGUGCAACAGGAUCAUAAUGUCUAGAAGUUGAGCAAUAUUAUUCAUAAAUCAUAGGUUAACCUUUCAAUAAGGUUACCUUAAAUUUAAAAUAUAUGAAACAACAACGAUAUUAAAUGGAUUUCAAUCUCUCGAAAAGUUAUUUGCUAUAAAAAUUACAGCCGAAUCGAGAACAGUCGGCCAAGAAACUGAGCAACAUAGAAGUGAAUGCAGCAGUUCAGAAAUACUUCUAGAUGCUCAAGAAGAAGGAAGGAAAGAGUCCGAGUCCAAUAAUUUCUCCGACUCAAUCCUCCAAGAUUCUCAGUCAACUGGUGACUAAGGUCACACCUUCUUUGGACAUCAAUGUUCCGACUAAGCCUCCCACGCCUUCAGGAACCCAAUCUUAUAGGCCCUCAUCUGAGAAGAAACCUCAUCAUCGUCCUCAGUAAUCUGUGGGACAAAGCAAGGAUUUGAUUUUACAAAAGCUCCAAACUGCAUUAUUUUAGAAGCCAAAGACUCAAUCUCAACAAGUGACCCCCAAAAGUAAUGGGUAGGGAAGUGUGAGUGUGAACAAAUAUUUUGAGAGUACAAAAAAAUAAUAAGAGGAAUCUCAGGAAUACUACCUAUCAAGAGUGAAGAAUGCAUUUUCUAAGCCUUCUAAGGAUGAUUACUUCACUCGAAUGUACAGGGAACACUUUUUUCAAACUUAUCAAGGAAUAUAUGUUGCUACCUACUUACAACCAGUUGAUCCGAACGAUCUGUAAAACAAGCAAGUUAAGUUAAAAUAGAAGGAAUGCUACAAAAGUAAUCUUAAACAUUAGUAUAUUACUAGAUAAAAUUACAAUUGUCUUUGAUCUGGAUGAGACUUUAGUUCAUUGCAAUGAAAGUUUAGCAAUCCCAAGCGAUUUAAUACUAUCCAUUCAGGUGUCUCCCCAAGAAACAAUUAAGGCGGGCAUAAACAUUAGACCUGGAGCAGUAAAGCUCCUAGAAUUACUUGUGAAUGACUUCGAAUUGAUACUCUUCACGGCUUCACAUCCUUGUUAUGCCUAAAAAGUUAUCGAGCAUCUAGAUCCUUAGAAGACUCUCUUUUCUCAUAGUCUUUAUAGAGAAAACUGCAUCAUGACCACAGGAGGCAUGUAUACAAAGGAUCUCAGAAUUUUUGAUAGGCCAUUAAGUCAACUUGUCCUAGUAGACAAUGCAUCUUACUCCUAUGCUUGGCAAAUAGACAAUGGGAUACCUAUAGUUCCAUUUUACGAUAACAAGGAGGAUAGGGAAUUGGAAUCAUUGUUAAAAUACUUAAAAGGGAUGUAAGGAUGUAAAGAUGUCAGGGAAUACAAUAAGUAAGAAAUCAAUUAAUAUUGUAGAAAACAUUUAAGAUUGCAAUACUUCCAAGAUCCUUCAGGCGCAGGAGCAGUGUUUGAGAAACUAUUUCAAUAGAAGAUGGAAAUUUGA